Molecule: messenger RNA, 6344 nt
Organism: Amoebophrya sp. A120
Lineage: Eukaryota; Dinophyceae; Syndiniales; Amoebophryaceae
Source: the annotation of a GenBank genome assembly
GACAAAGUCCGAGCAGCUCUGGCGCAUCACAAGCUGACGCUCUCCUUACAUCAGCAAGAGAGGUGUCCGCGACAAGAGUUUUUGAUGCAGGACCACUACCAGCACGAAUCGCUGCAGCAGGUGAUAAACCAGAUGCAGAACAGCAGAUGAUAAACCAGCUGCAUCAACAGCAAGCAGCACCUCCGCUUGCCGCACGAACUACCCCCGCGACCCUCGCUCCGGAUCUGCACGCAGGUGGUCCCUCCGCUGCAGAUGCCCGUGCAGCUGAUACCGGAGCUGUAGUUGCACUCGCUCCCGGCUCUGCCGCAGCGCAGGCACCUGAGCUCGAUCCAGUGCAGAGCGAGCAGCUUGGACUGAAGCUUGCCGGCCUGGUUUGCAUGUUGUCUACCACGGCCACGAACACUCUGGACAACACGCAGGCGCAGCACCAGGCUCGCGAAGACUCUUCCUUGAGCCAGAUUCUGAUCCGGCUCACCCUCACGGCACAGGGCCUGGAUUUCUUUGGCGCCUGCGCCGCGCUGCAGGAGCUGGCCACGCACAUCGAGGAGCUGCAGGCCAUCUACCAACGGGUGCCGCGGUUCGGCCAGCUGCUCAUUGCCUGCUUGUCCGUCAUCUGCCAGGAAGUCCGGAAAGGCAUGGACGAAGAGCGCGCGCGCUACAUGGAAUUGCGCCUUUUUCGCUGCCACCAGAUUUGGAGUCUUUCAAAAGCAGAGAUAUUGCAGACCAUAGCGCCGGUCGUGCCGUUGCAUGACGGAAAGAACGAAGAAAGUACGGAGCCAGCACCAGCACAAGUGGCUCCUCGCCCUGGUCGUGAUGAUGUUCUUCCUGCUGCGGUCGGGCAAGAAGAAGAACCCGCGAAGGCAACAAAUGCAUCAAGCCACCCGACCGCGAAUCACGCACCACCUCUUACUGUCAACCACAACCGCCUCGAAAGCGACGAGCCGGCAGCUGCAGUUGCGAAAGAUGGACACGCUCUUGUAAAGAGCGAUCAGCAGCAGGAAGACGAAGAUAAAAAUGGAAACAACGAAAAGCAAAAUGUGACCACGACAUCAUCUGAGCAAGUUAUAACAGACGCGAGUGUCGGCGACUCAGAUGAAACAGUCAACACGACUGGAGUAGACACAAAGCAGUGUCAGGUGGGACGCGGCGUAGAUACUAGUAUUGACGCCAUAACAGCACCAGCAGGUGGCUCCAAUAACGGUGACGUAGAAGAAGACGCGGCAAGACGCACAACAAGUUCGACCUUGGAUCUCCCGGCGUUGCCGCGGCAGGAGGACGAGGAGGACGGAUCCUCCACAACCAUAGGCAGCAAGAAUGCUGAACAGGCGACCGACAGUCUUGCUGCCGCUCCUACUACUUUUCAAGAAAAGAGGAAAAUUCGCAUUUCUACGGAUCUGUUGAAGCCGUCAAAGCGCGUUGAGGUCAUGGCAAAGAGGAUACACACAGAUGGUCUAAACUUGUCGAUUUUGCGGAUCCUGGAAGGUCUGAUAUUCACGAUGGAGCCCGACCCCCUACUGAUUUCGAAUUUAACCCAGCGACUGCUGAAACUGAACAUCUUGCCGCAUUUCGCCGUGCGCAGGUGCCAUAGCAUGCUCAAUUGCUUCCGCGACCCCCUCUUGUCGGUACAAUAUUCGGAAUACUACUGGGAAACGGUCUUGCGGUAUGCAUCGUAAAUCUUAAAUAUGUCUUGGCGGCCUGGAAGAAUGCAGCCUUUGUAAUGCCUGGCUGACAGGAGAGAAAAAUCAGAAGUCAUGCCUAUUGUACUGCGAAGAUGUCGCCCCCUCUGCCUCUCUUUGUAAGUACAUGCAAUUAUAGUGCUAUUUGUCUUGCCAUGCGGUUCAUCAUGAAAAAGAAAAACAGAAUAACUUGGCAGCUCCAGACCUUGUCAUGUGUCGCUGCGAAAACGAAAAGAAAGCUGCUGAUACAAUUUCUUCCAGACACUAGGAUGAUCACAGGCUUGCAGACCCGCCAGACAUAUAGGUAUUUGCGUUUGAUAUGCGGCGCGCCCGAGCAAGAAGGCAGCGGCGCCUGCAGCGCAACGCUGCGAAGGGUAGUAGACGCGACGACAUGCGCGUGGAGGACGAUGGCGAGUCUGGCGCAGGACACACUCCAGUAAAGAAGGAGCACGAGGACGAGCACAGAGCAGCUGCGACAGAUGAGGAUGAUCGCAGUUACAGCCUGGUUGCAAGUCAGCAGCUCUCCGAACACACCGAAGAACACGACGAAACGGGCGACGAGGAAAGCGAAGCCGAGCCGCAGCCACGUGACCGGGGUCGUGCAGAGCACGACGCAGACGGAAAAGUCUUGAUCGACCUCACUGCAGGAACAGUUGCGCUCGAGAACAAGUCCUCGUCCAGAAGAGAAAAAAUGAGGAAAACAAGUAGUACACAACAAGCAAAGUCAAAUACCGCAUUGGAAGUUGAUGUUGACAAUGACAAUGUCGACGAAGAGGAGGUGCGACAAUCGAUGAAUCCCUGCCCCUGUCUCUCCAUUCUACAGCGUCUGCGCCCGAAGCCCAGGGCCAAGCAGGUGCAGGAGCACGUGCUACGCACGCUGCGCGAAAAAGUGCUAAAGUCCGACGAAUUUCGCAAAUGCUUUUACUCGCACGAAUUCCGCGACGGGUUGGAGCCGAGCCUGCUCUUUUCGAAAAAUAAACGAGCAGCGACGUCGAAGUUAGGAUCUUCUGGCGACGACCUCCAUGAUGGUGCGUCAUCAACAUCGAAGGAGCCUGAAAUGGUUCCCAUUCUGCCUAUAUGCAAUGUAAAUGUCCCGUACAUGUACAAAAUGCAUGACAAAUUUCGCUAACUUGCAGUGUCCAACUUGUCAUGCUAGACUAGGACUGAAGGCAAGUUUUGUCAUGCAGAGACUGCAUUUGUAAGUACGUGUACUGGAAAUUUGCUGUGGAUAGCCUACUGUCGAGCUCUAUGGCUCCUCCGUAAACGGCUUUAUGACAGGGGACAGCGACAUUGACGUCACACUCCUGCACCCCGCACUGUCGCAUGCGUCGUUGGACCCUUCCUUGCUGCGGGAAAAGUGCAUUCUGCUGGCGCGCUGUUGCAAGCAGAUCCUGCCGAGCGAGGGGUUUGCGAACGUGACCGUGAUUCAUGCCCGGAUCCCGCUGGUCAAGGUGAAAGACUACCUGUUUGACGACCUCAAGUUUAACAUCGACAUCAGCUUUAACAACGUGUUGGGGUACCAGAAUUCCAAACUCCUGCGGGCCUACGCCAAUUGCCCGCUCUGCCAGGAUCUGGGGAUGCUGGUCAAGGCCUGGGCGAAGCGCCGGGAGUUGAUCGACGCGCAGAAUGGCCUGCUUUCCUCCUACGCCUACAUGCUGCUCGUGAUUUUCUUUCUGCAGCACAAGAAAAAGAUUCUGCCGAACCUGCAAAAGUCCGUGAAGAACAGCGUGCGACCCAGGGAGAACUUCCUCUACGGGUGUCACGACAUUACCUUCGACAAGAAUUGGGAGUACGAUGCGAGUUUAGCACAGAGACAUCUGGACAGCAUCUUUCUGCCCAACGCUUGUGCCGGGAACGCGCGCACCAACCGGAACUUGUUCCCACCCGCCACGGCGACUUGUAGUUUUUCAACAUCAAAAGAGGAAUUCUUGCAGAACGAGGGCACGACGGCUGCUAGUAGUAUCCCCAUUGAUCCAUCGUGCUGCAUCCCGAGUCCGCUGUAUUGUUUGUUCACACAGUUUUUUCACUACUAUGCGCACGAGUACAACUUCCAUCGCGAAGUCGUUUCCAUCCGUCUCGGCCAGCCGCUGCCCAAGCUGAAAUACCUCCACUACUUCCGAAGCGAAACAGAGCUCGCGCAUCAGCAGCAGCAGAUGGCCCGCAACGGCGGGGAUCAGCAUAACAAAAAAAGUAGCUACCAACCUCCCCGGUGGUCCUGCCCGCUGAUCCAGACCGACGGGGGCAACACCGUGCGGUUCGCGCAACGCCACGUCAACUUGUUGAUCGAGGAUCCGUUCGAGAAGGGACAAAUCAAAUGUCCGACCUACCUCGGGCAAGAGCGACUCUGUUACGAGUUUCAGCGUGCUUACGCCGUGCUCUCGGAAACGAUCAUCGAUCAGGAUCCGCUGCUCACCCUUUUCGCCGCCAACAGUUACGAGGAAUGCUGCGCGCCACCCACGAGAAUCAUGCCGCGCCUUAUCCAACACCAACGCCCACAGCCACACCAGGAGCAGCCGCAGCAGCCCUCGACGUUGCAACGAGGCAGAUUAGUAGAGUCCCCGCAGCAACAGCAGAAGUCUCUUCUUUUGUUGCAAAGAGCAGCAACCACGGGUGGCGGGCCGCAGGGAGGUUGUUCUACUUACCCUUAUGCUUCUAGUACAACAACAUCGACCUCGAAACCAGGUGGAUGUGGUGGCGAAGCGGAACUUGUGGGAAAAAGUGCAGCCGCGGCCCCAGAGCUGCUCGGCCGAACGCGUACCAGUCCAACGCCGGCGGAGGAGCGGAGAAACGAACUACUUGCGAAGCUGAUUCAGCAGCAGCAAGCACAGCACGAGUCGCGACGCGCAGGAGCAGGCGAGACCGAAACGACAGAGACAAGAACAGCCACCUCCCGUCCACCAGGCGGUCGCGAGUCCGCGCCGGUGCGCAGUCCCGUGACGCCAACCUGCACCUCCGCAGCAGAGGAACAAGCAGGUUCGAGCUCGACACCUCCAUCGACGGACGAGUUUCUGCAGCCCUCAACAAGAACACUGGGCCUGGUCGCUAGUGCCGAUAACAAAAACAGCCUCAUUGUUGCUACAAGCGUCAGCGACGAAGCAGGCGUCCGCCAUGUGGCAGACUGCAAGGCAGAAAACAAUCCCGUUCAGGACGACGCGCUGAUGAAGCAGGCAAGGGCUGCAGCUCCUGCUUCCACGCCGGCCCCUAAAGCUAAUCAUGACCUUCAACUUCAGGACGACGAAAUUAAAAAAGAACAAAAGAUCGACGCUGAAACGAUUGACGAUGUUGGGCUUACUGGUCAAGCAGAGCUGUACACGAACAACGUAGAUGAAGAACUACCGAAGCAGCGUGCUACGCUUGCGGCUCGCAGCGCCGGAACCGAGAACGCGUCGCCUCUGGCGUCCGUAUGCGCUCCUUCAUUUUCAACAUCGGCGCCCCUGCUCACUGCUUCGCCAGGAGCGGCACUUUUGCAAACGCCAGGCGCAGGUCUGGAGGCAACUGUAGUGGGCGACGAGCCCAGUUGUACUGCUGGGACCCAAGCUGCCUUUGAUGAACAUCCGGCGGUCAUGAACAGCUGCAGCGUUGCAUCAACUACUCAUGUGGCCGCGGGAAAAAUUAAGAAGCCGGUUGGCGUUGCCGAACUUGAUUCGGACGAAGAGGAAGAGCUUGACGAAUUCGAUAACCCUCAUCACGCAGCGCUGUGCGACGACGACGGUGCGGAGAACGCUGGCGAUAGUCCACUGUUCAACCCGGAGGACGUGGUACCCAGCUGGUCACGCAGUCCAAACUUUCGACAGCAGGACACCUUUGGCUUUGCGCCCACGACUUCGUGCGACGAGGACGAACCAGAAGAGAGACUGGAGGAUGCGGAAGCGCCGCAAGGAUCAUAUGGUGAUGAUUUCCAAAAUCGUCCUCCUGAACGAGAGGAAGUAGACGCCGCUGUUGACUCUGACCAAAACGACCAGAAGUUUCUUACGGUAGGCGGCGCAGAUCCGGAUUUUCAUCACAUAGGUCUGGAAGGUGGAAGAAUAGAAGUUGCUGGUGAGCUACAUGAUCGGAACACCAGCGGCCAUGAAGAAAACACGGAACAAAGCGAUAGCAUGGCGUGCACCACCAGUGUACUAUUCGGAGAAGCAGGUGAUCAUCUUGAUGUUUGUGAAGAUGAAAAAGAUCCGCUGGUAAGAACCACAGCCACACAGCAGGUGCAGGUGGUUCCUUUGGAACAGGACGAAGGGGGUCAUGAAGAAGAUGCACAACAGGAAGAGGUCCUCGGCACCAACAAUCCUUCUGCGGAACGCGUGGUCGUGGCUCUGGGCGAAGGUGCGGACCAGGAAAAGCAUGAUAGCGAGGAAAAAACAGACGCAGCUGCAAUGAUGAAAACAAUACCGAACUCUUCGUCUUCUGCUCCAGCAGAGGGGGAAGCAGCCUACCACGAGGUCGUUGCCGACGAAGUUGAAGAUCAUCUUGCUGUUCCCGAGGAACAGGACGAGAAUUUGGAAAAGGAGCCUUCUCAAUGAUGAUCUAUUUGAGGCUGAAAAGUGGUAAACAUCAAUCUACAAUUGUCGUCACGUACUACACGCCCCCGCGGCCUGCUGGUCAUUCUUUUGUACCAAGGAGAUCAGCACAAAGAGAAGGAUUAAUGACAGAUGCACCCUGGUGCAUCAUUUUCGA